UUAGAGCUGAACUUUGCAGGACACCGGCCCUCCAGGACUGAGUUUGGGCACCCCUGCUGUAGAGGUCUUGUGGUCUAUUUCCCAUUGGAAAAGGAUGUUGGUUUGAGUACAUAUUAGUCAUGGGAACGCUGACUUCCCCAGGGAUCUGCUGAGGCAUUCCAAACAGGUAGCAAUGUGAAAGGACAAGUGAAAGAACAGGUUUUCCUGGUUGUGAGCUGGAGCUCAAGGCUAGAGAUGUUUAAUGGAAAAAAUACAGAGGAGGAGCUCAGCCCUGCAUUCCACAAUCUCCGUACCGAAACCACAGAGCCCCCCUCUCCCUUCUCUUCAGUUCCCUUCUUUUGCUUUUCAUGAGAGAGGCAGUUCUGCUUGGGAAGGAAGCUACCAUUCCUACACCACGGGGGCUGCCGAAUCAGCUGGACCAGAGAUACAGGCAUUCUCUAUUCUCCUCCCCCCCCAUUAGUUUCUUCUCAAUAGUCUGAUCCCAAAAAGGAGGGGUGGACGGGGGAGUUAACUGGCAGCCAGCUGAUCUUUGCUGUGGUAUUCUGCGAGGGGAAAGGAGACUGCAAACUCUUCGUUACUCGGCUGCACCGAGAGAGGAAGCCGCAAGAGAACUCAAUAUCAACAGUUGCGUGAGAGGAAGGAAGCAGUGAGGCUUUUGAGACGAAAACAUGAAGCUCGGCUUCAAGACCACGUAAAGCAUUGCCUGCCACUGAGAAAAAAACAUCUGCAAGACAGGAGGAGAGAAAUAGAAGCAAGGGGAGACUGACUCACUUGUUUGGAUUCGCCCACAAGGUGUUCCUGUAGACGUUUGGCGUGUCACCAGCAAGAGGUCAAAGAUGUCUUGGCUGUCACCAGUGCAGUGGGCCAAAUGGACCUGGUCAGCCGUUAGAGGAGGAGGGGAGGAAGAAGCUGAGAUUGAUUUGAGGAUGGACGACGAAGCCCUCACGGACGAGGCACGACAGGCUAUGCAAGGAGAUCAAGAGGACGACGAAAGGUCUCAUGGCUGCAGUUCGGACUCAGAGGGCCAAUUUGAGACACCUGAAGCUGAGAUGCCUGUCCAUCAGCCAUUGGAUGAACCAAUCACCGAGAGCACAGGUUUCCCAGAAUUAAACCAGUUGACCUCCAUCACAACCAAAACCCAGAACCUGACCCUGGACGAGAGCUUUUCUGAGGAUGCACCUGCCCCGGUGGUGCGACAGAGCAGUGUGGAACCAAGCCCAACCCUGAAACUCUGGAACCAGCCUUCCUCUGUUGAAAUGGAUGUGGACCAACCCGAUCCUGCUGAAGCAGUUACAACAGAUGACACCAACACCUGCAAUGGUCACAUUGAAGAGCCAUUCUCCAAACCACAGACCAAGUCCCUCAAGCCUAGACCUCCUUCCCUCAAGGUGAAGGCCCCACUGAAUGGUGUAGACCCUAAUGAGGUGGAUGAUGAUCCUCCGAUACUUCCAGUGGGGAGCUACAAGUUUGACCCUGAUCAGUUUGACGAUACCAUAAAUGUAUUCACGACUGAAGGGUCCAAGUUGCAGAACUCUUCACCUGCCAAUGCCAGUAUUCCUAAAACAGAGUUGAUGGACAACAUGCCUGCUCAGCCAGUAAUGCUGGAGUUUGGACUUGAUGAUGCCGAAGCAAAGAGACCUCCACCCAAGAAGUCUGGAAAGAAGACAAGCAACAAGCUGACUACUUCAAAAAAACAGAGACCAAAAGCUGCAGAAACAGCAGCUCCACCACUAGAGACCUCAUCAGAACAAGACCAACCGCCAUCAGAGAAUGUGGAUCCCUUGAGCGUUGAUGAUAUUCCUAUUCCUAAAAAAUCCUACAACUUUGACCCAAGUCAGUGGGAUGAUCCCAAUUUUAAUCCUUUUGGUGGGAACAAUAAACGUAGUAACUCGCCAACUCUUCCUAAAGCAUCGUAUAAUUUUGACCAUGAUAACUUUGAUGACUCUGUUGAUCCUUUUAAUCCAUCAAAGACCUUAGAUGGAAAUGACACGAUUAAACCAACGACUGAGAAGCUUACGGACAAACACAAACCAGAGGGAACUGUGGAGCAGCGGAAGAAAGCAGGACAGUCUCCGAAGAAAAACAAAGACAGGAUCAUCACGAACUCAUGUAAAGUAAAGAAGUAUGAGAAUCAGUCCUUAGUCCUGGAUGUCUGCAAUCAGGAGAAAGAUGUGCAGGAAGAUCCUGCAUCUAAACUGCCCCACCGCGUCCAUCACGCCACAGAUGAGGAGAAGUUAGCCUCCACUGUCAUGGGCCAGAAGGACGGGCCAGAGGAGUUUUCAGACUGCACCAAAACAACCACCUGUACCAAGACUGCAGAUGAUCUGCCAGUGGGCAUAACAGACCAGUUUGAUGAGAAGGACCUUUCCUCUCCUAGUGAGAGUUUGUGUAAGAGUCUCUCAGCUCUCAGCUCUUCAGACAGUGAGACCAUAGCGAAAACGAGUCCAGGGCUGGAUUCAAUCUCUCUCAGUGAGAUGGAUAAAGCAGCAGUGCUCACACUGAUUAGAGAAGAGAUAAUUACCAAAGAGAUUGAAGCCAAUGAGUGGAAGAGGAAAUAUGAAGAGAGUAGACUAGAAGUUACUGAAAUGAGGAAAAUAGUGGAUGAGUAUGAGAAGACGGUAGCUCAAAUGAUAGAAGAUGAGCAGCGAAAGAACAUAGGAUCUCACAAAAGCGUCCAUCAGUUAACCGUGGAGAGAGAUCAAGCCCUUGCUGACCUCAACUCAGUGGAACGCUCGUUUUCCGACCUGUUCAGACGCUACGAAAACAUGAAGACCGUUCUUGAGGGCUUUAAGAAGAAUGAGGAAGUGCUAAAGAAGUGCGCUCAGGACUACCUCACACGCGUCAGGCAGGAGGAACAACGUUAUCAGACCCUCAAAAUCCACGCAGAGGAGAAACUUGACAAAGCGAAUGAGGAAAUAGCUCAGGUGCGAACUAAGGCCAACGCAGAGAGCGUGGCGCUGAACGCCAGCCUGAGAAAAGAGCAGAUGAAGGUGGAGUCCCUGGAGCGGGCAAUCGAACCGAAGAAUCAAGAGAUUGAAGAGCUUACUAAGAUUUGUGAUGAGCUCAUUGCAAAAAUGGGCACCACGGACUAAGAGGAAGGAGAACCCACCCUGACCAAGAACGCCACUGGAUCUCCCAUUUUAUUUUAUUUUUCUCGUUUUGGAAAGGAGUCACUUUUCCAUGGGUCUGGCUCAGGCACUGGAAGAAACAAGAUAUGAGCUGAAGAAUCAAAUAAAAGUCCCAAAUGUUUUUACAGAUUCAUAAAGUGCUGAUGUUGGACUUACACACUGAUAAGUGGUGGAAUAAAAUGUUUCUUGAAGAGGGUGGGAAAAACCACCCACAUAUCUCAUUCUGAUGACUUUCUGCUGGCUGUUAUGGCAGCUGUGUGUAUGAGUGUUUGGGAGAGCCCUCUGGGUGUGUGUUCAGGUGUAAAGGAACAGACAUGGGAUGAGGGUCAUUGGCCUUGUUCAUGGUUUACAUGAUCGCACUGCUGCUAUUUAUAAUGGAGGGAGCAAAUCAUGUUAUUUGCAACUUUUUAGUUCCAUUACUUGCAUUGGAAAGUACUGUAACCUGUGUAAUUUUUUUUGUUAUAUAUUAGAGGUCCUGAUACAAGUUUAAGAAAUAUCCCGAGUUCAGUACAAGAUCAGUUGACAGCACUGGUGGUGUAAUGUUGAUUACCAUGAAAAUUCAUCUGUAAAAAAAAAAAAA
Molecule: messenger RNA, 3708 nt
Organism: Sinocyclocheilus grahami
Lineage: Eukaryota; Metazoa; Chordata; Actinopteri; Cypriniformes; Cyprinidae
Product: transforming acidic coiled-coil-containing protein 1-like
Exons: 14
Coding region: 837-3092 (751 amino acids)
Biological process (GO): cerebral cortex development; nuclear migration; mitotic spindle organization
Cellular component (GO): cytoplasm
Source: RefSeq, a predicted model, not a curated record